AUGGAUGGAUGGAUUGAGGCUGCUGCUGCUGAUGAUGGUGGCAGUGACGAUGAAGAUGCUGGUGAACUGGAUAGCUCUGGCUGUCUGUAUUUAUUUUCAGAUUCCGUGGCACGUGCCCAAGUCAAUGUUGAACCCAAUACAGCCGUACUCAAUGAGGGUGAUCCCACCGAAUUGUUGUGCCGUUAUGCCCAUCAUUCAAUCACCUAUUGUCGAAUUGAAAUCCCCGGAGAGCAGAAAGUUUUCAAUUUAUCGCCCGAUUGGAAUAAAACUCCCGGCUUUGAAUAUUUCGGACGAGGUUUGGCCAAUGGUGAAUGUGGUGUGAAAAUCGCCCGUGUAAAGGCCAUCAAUAAUGGCCAAGUUAAGUGCAAUUUGGGCGUUGAGGGUGAAGAGUUGUCAGGCACCAUUGAUUUGGUUGUGGCAUUACGCCCCAAACAACCCAGAAUCGAGUUGAUCACCAAACCCGACAAUGAUGGAUAUUUCAGUGAGGAUGUAACAUUCAAGGCACGUUGUAUUGUGGAGGAUGGUCGCCCCCAUGCCAACAUUACCUGGUAUUUGGAUAAUGAGCCAGCCAAUAAAAAUGUCGGCAAAAUGGACUAUGUUCCCUCAAAUCCCUCCAGCACUGGUUUGGAAUUGACCACCACCGUUCAAACAAUCAGCUGGAUUUUGAGCCCAGAAGAUAAUGGUCGUCAGUUGAUUUGCCGUUCUCAUCAUCAAACCGAUCGUGAUACAAUGCCACCUCAGGAGGGUGCCUACCGUCUAUUAGUGCGUUAUGCCCCUCUUCAUCAAGAUGAUGUCUCUGUCUAUGGCCUGUAUUUGGAACAAACCGCCCGUGUUAACUUAACCAUUCGUGCAAAUCCCGCUCCCGUCAUUGAAUGGACCAUUGACGGUGAAGUUAUACCCCAAGGUGAAAAAAGUGGCCGUUUCUCAGUUUACGAACCUCAAUUUUUGGGUAAAGAUUUAUACAAUGUAACCAUGCUGAUUGCUGGCCUCACAUUGGAGGAUACAACAAAGACCUAUACCAUGAGAGCAUCAAAUGCUUUGGGUCACACCGAUUAUACAGUGCGUAUUAGUUCGUCGGCAACACCACCAGCCAGUGGUUUGGAAAUUGGUGCCAUUGUUGGUAUUGUUGUUGCUGUGGCUGUAUUGAUUUUGAUUGUAUUGCUGGUUGUAUUUGCUCGUGCCACAGGAAGAUGGUGUUUCGGAGGAAAAUCUGUAAAAAUGACAACAAAUGAAACUAGCGAUACAGAAAGUGCCGAUGUGAAAGCCACCUCAACGGCAACAACUGCAACCACAGCCGCAGCUUCGGAAGUUGAUCAAAAUGCCCCAGUAACCGGGGAUAGCUGUAACAAGAAGUCGAAACGAUUGCCCUCAUUUGCUGCCAUAUUCAAGCGCAUGAAUGAGCGAGAUGCAUCCACCAAAUACCGGAAGAACAACGAAACGGAAACUGGCAACAACGAGAACGGUUCGACAGCAGACGUUGCAGGUACUGGAACAGCUAAUGAACAAUUGUCACCUGAUGGUGCCACUGAUGGCAAUGACAAUCAACCAAAGGAAGACAAACAACUCGUCUAUGCAGAACUUGUAUUAAAACCCGCUGAAAAUAAUGAACCACUGCCACCAAAAAAUUCAACUGAAUAUGCGGAAAUUGUCUAUGUGAAAAAGGAUGAUAAAAAAUAGAACAAA
Molecule: messenger RNA, 1683 nt
Organism: Musca vetustissima
Lineage: Eukaryota; Metazoa; Arthropoda; Insecta; Diptera; Muscidae
Gene: Fas3
Product: fasciclin-3
Exons: 8
Coding region: 1-1677 (558 amino acids)
Biological process (GO): homophilic cell-cell adhesion; heterophilic cell-cell adhesion
Cellular component (GO): adherens junction
Source: RefSeq, a predicted model, not a curated record